AUGAUUAAGUUUUCGAAUUUCUCUCUAUUUUUCCUGCUGUGGAUCUCAUCCAUCGCGCAGAAAUGCUUUUGCUCUUCGAUCAUUAAUCCGUCUAAAGUCAAAACUGUAUCAUGGAAACCCAGAGCAUUUGUUUACGAAGGAUUUCUUACGGAAGAUGAAUGCAACCAUUUAAUAUCUCUUGCAAAAUCAGAAUUGAAGAGAUCAGCGGUAGCUGACAAUGAGUCUGGAAAAAGUAAACUGAGCGAGGUUCGGACCAGUUCCGGAAUGUUCAUCCCAAAAAACAAGGACCCUAUCAUCGACGGCAUCGAAGAGAAGAUUGCUAUGUGGACAUUCUUACCAAAAGAAAAUGGAGAAGACAUACAAGUACUACGUUAUGAGCCUGGACAGAAAUAUGAACCUCACUAUGACUACUUCGUCGACAAGGUGAAUAUAGCUCGUGGUGGACACCGCAUUGCGACUAUUCUAAUGUAUCUUACUGAUGUUGAGAAAGGGGGUGAAACAGUGUUCCCCUCAGCAGAGGAGACAUCUCAUCGCAGGUCAGUAUCAGUCGAUGAAGAUUUAUCAGAGUGUGGACGGAAAGGUAUUGCAGUGAAGCCACGGAAAGGGGAUGCCCUUCUUUUCUUCAGUCUUUUUCCAGACGCAGUUCCUGACCCUACCAGUCUCCAUGCGGGUUGUCCUGUAAUAGAAGGCGAAAAGUGGUCAGCGACAAAGUGGAUUCAUGUCAAUUCUUUCGACAAGGUUGUGGGAUCCAACGGGACCUGUGCAGAUGCACAUGAAAACUGUGAAAGAUGGGCUUCCCUCGGGGAAUGCACCAAGAAUCCUGAGUAUAUGGUCGGAUCUUCAGAUCUUCCGGGAUAUUGUAGGAAGAGUUGCAAAGCAUGUUAA
Messenger RNA from Fraxinus pennsylvanica, 885 nucleotides. The record is from the annotation of a GenBank genome assembly. NCBI's taxonomy places the organism in Eukaryota, Viridiplantae, Streptophyta, Magnoliopsida, Lamiales, Oleaceae.